AUGAGUGAUAAAGAAGAGAUAAAGACGACUGAUAACAAACCGAUAGCAGCAAAAAGCGACGAAAAAGAUGCAACCAAGGAAAAUGCCCGUGAGAUUACCACCAAGGAGGCGUAUUUUGCCAGCCUGAACGAGUGGGUUAAACGGGCCAACAUCUCACAAAAUGCCAUGGCCAUGUUUCCCAUGUAUUUGAUGUCCUGCUAUCCCCAGCUGUUUUCCCCACAACCUGCUACUGUUCAGCAACAGGGUAGUAGCUUCAUACCCGGUCUACAAGUGCCAACAAAUAGCCAAACGGGUAGUGGCGCAGCAGCCCAACCCCUGUUGGUCAAUCCAAAUGUAAAUGCUGCCGCAGCCAUGGCUGGUUUCAAUGGAUUCCGCAUCAUGAACGAACAAAGUCAGGCGGAUUUAAUUAAUCAAACUGGUGGAUAUGAAUAUGUGGUUGCUAGUCUCUGGAAACGGGCCAUAGCUGAGCUCAUUGAUAUGGUUAUUAUGCUAUUUUUGAAAAUCGUCACCAUUUUCGUGGUGACCAAUGUCUUUGGCUACAACAUUAUGCUGGACAUGGAUAAGGAGGUACUUAACAAGGCAAUGGAAAAUGAAGAUUUUGGCACCGCUCUCAUAUAUUCCCUAGAUUUCUUGGCCUUCUCUUCCGACCUAUUGGCUUUCGAGAUUGCCACCAAACUGUUUGUGUGUCUUUACGAAGCCGUCCUGACCACAUAUUUCGACGGUGCCUCUUUGGGCAAACAUGUCAUGGGCUUGAGUGUGAAAUAUUGCGAAGCAAUGGUCCUAUUGCCACCCAAUGUACCACCAGCACCUUUGGGGCCUCAAAUGCAAUUAGUCUUCCAAACUCCUCGGGUACAAAUUCGUGCAUUGUUGUAUCCAGCCGAAACGCCUAAAUUCAAGCGUGCAUUUAUGCGGGCCGUAGCCAAAAACUUAAUUCUAAGCCUGCUAUUCCCCAUGUUUUUCCUAAUGGCUUUCUUUAAGAAUAAUCGCACAGCCUACGAUGUAAUGACCAAGACCAUUGUGGUGGAAUCGAGCAGACAAACCCCUGUACUAAGGAGACCUCAGCAACAACAACAGCAGUAG
Musca vetustissima is the source of this 1080-nucleotide messenger RNA. RefSeq names its product protein FAM8A1. NCBI's taxonomy places the organism in Eukaryota, Metazoa, Arthropoda, Insecta, Diptera, Muscidae. Bases 1 to 1080 code for a protein of 359 amino acids. The record is from RefSeq and is a predicted model, not a curated record. The transcript has a single exon.